AUGGCUCCCCUGGGUGAGACUAUCGCCGUGAUCGACAAGUCCGGCAAGGUAGUAAGCACGAGUAAACAUCUGUUCGGUGUUUUCAGCCAAGCCAAGAACGCUUAUCGCGAGAGAAAGGCCCAAGUCCAGUCCGAGCGGAACGCUAAGAUCGCCGAGAAAGAAGCGCUGAGGGCGUUGGAGAACUACCAUAUCGACGAGUCUUCCCGGAGGAGCCAUUCGCGACACCACUCGGGUCGCAGUCGGCAUCCGCGCGAGGGAUCGCUCUAUGAAGAAGACAUGCACUGGCAGGCGCCCCGCGGGACGUCAUACGCGGGUCGGCCAGGUGAAAUGGUUCGCCGUCACACCCAUGAUGUCGCCAUGCGCGAACCGGAGCGACCGCCAGCUAGCCGCUCUAAAUCCGACCCUCAGGUCGACAUGGACUUGGCAUAUGGCGACUUCCACCCUUCGUCACUGGAGCGGCAGCCAUCCCCAGACCAGGGCCAACUUCAAGUCCAAAGAAUCCAGGACCCCGAGUUAAACGGCCUCGUCAACCGGGCCCAGUGGCUGCUGGAGGAGGCCGAUUGCAUGCAACACACCGCAACCGCAACCAUCUCCCAUCUCCAGAAGAACCCCGAUGCCAUGGCUGCGGUGGCACUCACCUUAGCUGAGAUCAGCAACGUGGUCACCAAGAUGGCUCCGUCUGCACUGACAGCCCUCAAGACUGUGGCUCCUAGUAUCUUCGCUCUGCUUGCAAGCCCGCAGUUUUUGAUUGCCGCUGGUGUCGGCAUCGGCGUCACCAUUGUCAUGUUUGGUGGCUACAAGAUUGUCAAGCAGCUCCAGGCUGCCACCACGAACACCAUCAAAGCCCCAGCGGCGACUCCGGCAGUGGCUCCAGCCGGCCCUGAAGCACAGCCCGAGAUGGAGGACAUGAUGGAAUUCAACACUGAAUGCCUGAGCACUGUUGAGAUGUGGCGCCGCGGCGUCGCAGACGUCGAAGCCCACAGCGUCGGCACGUCAGUGGACGGGGAAUUCAUCACCCCUACCGCGGCAGCUAUGUCGGGCAUUGACGUGACCACAGCGCGGAUGACACGAGACCCACGAUUCAAAUUCGAUGACGAUGAUGAGCGGUCGAUGGCCUCUUCGCGGCGUUCC
Molecule: messenger RNA, 1131 nt
Organism: Aspergillus heteromorphus CBS 117.55
Lineage: Eukaryota; Fungi; Ascomycota; Eurotiomycetes; Eurotiales; Aspergillaceae
Exons: 3
Source: RefSeq, a predicted model, not a curated record